This is a messenger RNA of Rhipicephalus sanguineus (brown dog tick), 1344 nucleotides long. Its product is annotated as organic cation transporter protein. The record is from RefSeq and is a predicted model, not a curated record. NCBI's taxonomy places the organism in Eukaryota, Metazoa, Arthropoda, Arachnida, Ixodida, Ixodidae. Gene Ontology annotation, cellular component: membrane. Gene Ontology annotation, biological process: transmembrane transport. Gene Ontology annotation, molecular function: transmembrane transporter activity.
GGUGGGAAGGCGCACGGUGAUCUGCAUUGCCCUUACCAUUCUGCUUGCUGCCGGGUUCUCAACACUCCUCUCCCAGUCGUUCAUCGCCUUCAUUUCGCUGCGCUAUUUCGUCUCGCUCGGUGUCUCCGGAGUGGGUGCCACGUCGUUUGUCCUUUUGAUGGAAGUAACGGGUCCCUCCACGCGGUCAUUCUUUGGCCUGGCUUAUGAAUUUGGCUGGGCCACUGGCUACCUGGUGUUGGCACUGGUUUCCUACCUCAUCAAUGACUGGUUCUAUGUCCAGCUGGUGGCUAUGGUAGGAGCACUUGUACUCGUCGUCGGAUACUGGGUUCUUCCCGAAUCUCCACGAUGGCUCAUGGCUAACAAGAAGUUCGACCAAGCUCACAAAUUGAUCAUGGAGGCUGUGGAACGUAAUGAGAAGGACAAGGAUGAGGCAGAGUUGAAGUUUCAACUGCUGAAAAAAGAGAUUGAGAAGGAGCAGCCAAAGCAUGUGUUUGGCAAAGCAACGGUAUUCGACCUGCUCAGGAGGCCCGUGCUCAGAAAGCGCACGCUCAUUCUCUAUGCCUGCUGGUUUGUCAAUUCAUUCACCUACUAUGCCAUGUCACUGAACACCAAUGACCUGGGAGGCAACCCCUACCUCAACUUUGCAAUCGCUGGUGCCGUGGAGUUUCCAGCCUACGCCAUCUCUAUAUGGGUAAUCCAGAAGAUGGGACGACGUUGGUCACAGAGUGGCUGCAUGCUGCUGGCUGGAGCAGCCUGUAUCCUCACCAUCUUCUUCUCAGGAAAGACCCUCUGGGUAAAGAUAACGUUUGCCAUGUUCGGCAAGUUUCUGAUCACUGCCUCUUACGGCAUACUGUAUGUCUACUCGGCCGAGAUCUACCCCACCGUAGUGCGCAACGUCGGGGUCGGCUCGAGCUCUACCAUCGCCCGAUUCGGUGCCAUCAUCGCCCCAUUCGUCAAGGAGCUGGGCCAUGCUACGCACGAGAAUGUGCCGUUUGGUGUGUACGGGGCCAUCUGUAUCUCAAGUGGCCUUUCGGUGCUCUUACUGCCCGAAACCAAAGGGGCUCAGCUGCCGGACAGCGUGAUGGAAGGAGAAGCGUUCAUGGGGCCGCAACAAUCACCGGCACAGGACAAGGUGCCGGAAGCGAGAGCUAGCAACAAAGUCAAGGAGGAUAGCCCGAGGACGUGAUUGUCAAGGAGGGCAUUGUCUAGAUACUCAUAUACAAGGCUUAUGCACUUUAACUAGUCUCACUGUAUUUUUAUACAUUUAUACAUGCAUUUUUUUCCUUCUGCUUUACACGAUAAUCUUGCGAAUCAAUAAACUGUACAGGCGUUUCUUAACCUAAA